Molecule: messenger RNA, 3110 nt
Organism: Phacochoerus africanus (Common warthog)
Lineage: Eukaryota; Metazoa; Chordata; Mammalia; Artiodactyla; Suidae
Gene: CHST2
Product: carbohydrate sulfotransferase 2
Exons: 2
Coding region: 924-2525 (533 amino acids)
Biological process (GO): sulfur compound metabolic process; carbohydrate metabolic process; N-acetylglucosamine metabolic process
Cellular component (GO): Golgi membrane
Molecular function (GO): N-acetylglucosamine 6-O-sulfotransferase activity
Source: RefSeq, a predicted model, not a curated record
AGGGAGAGUCGGGUAGCAGCAUCCUCCCAGGCGCCGCUUUCGCGCGGCGGUGGCAGCGGCUGCGGCGGGGGCUUUCUCAGUCCGGAUUUCUCGUUGGCCCGAAGAGGCUGGUGCCGGGGGGCGGGGCGGGCAAGGGAGCUGCGGACCCCAGCUCUUUUGCCUAGAGCUGUGUGUAGGUGAUUUCUGGGCCAGUCGGAGGCUGCGGAGCGGCGGGGGCGCCGGCAAUGCCCGCUCGGGCAUCCUCUGGGUGAUGGAAGAAGCAGCUGCUGCCGCCGCCGCUGCAGGGUCGCACUGCGCCCCAUCUACAGCCUUCCGAGAGAUGGGAAGAUUCGGGGAGCAGAGGCCGAGAGCGAGAGAGGAGGAGCCGCUUUGCCUGGAGCUGGGUCCGGUUUAAGCCCCCUCCCCCAACUUCCCCCGGCCAGCUUCACCCCCCCGCCCCGAGCGAGGAAGGAAGCUACUGUCCCGAGAGGGCGGCGGAGACGCCGCUGGAACCGGUCGCAGUGGGCUUAGCGGAGGGCAGAGCAGGGCUCCAGGCCCGGUGAAAGUUUCCCUUCCCCAACCUCAGGGCGCCUGCUGCCAGGAAACUCUGCCCAGGGCUUGGGCUGCGGAUUCCCGCGACCCCCUCGGAGGCAGGGGACCCCGAGCGGAAAACAGCGCUCGAGAAAUCGAGGAACGAGUGACAGCAGGACAGACAGCGGGGCCGUGAUCCCGGGCCGCUCCGGGGCGCGCCUGCGGCUCCAGGUCUUUCUCGGAGCCGCUGCCAUGGGAGAACCAGCCCUAGGCGCCGGGGACCAGCCGCCGCUGCUGCCGUGCCCACCUCGGAGCCGCGGCCCAAGUCCCCGCGUCCGAAGCCGGGCCGCUGCGUCCCCCUCCCGGGUUGCAGGGCCGCCUCCGCCGCGCUGCCGGCCCGGGCUGUGCCUGUGAUGAGCCGCAGCCCGCCGCGAGCGCUUCCCGCGGGCGCGCCCCCCCGGUUGCUCCCGGCCGCGCCUGCCGCCGGGCCGCGCGCCCUGCUCCCACCGUGGCCCCGGCGCCCCGGUCGCCGCUGGCCCGCGUCCCCGCUCGGAAUGAAGGUGUUCCGCAGGAAGGCACUGGUGCUGUGCGCGGGCUACGCGCUGCUACUGGUGCUCACCAUGCUCAACCUCCUGGACUACAAGUGGCACAAGGAGCCGUUGCAGCAGUGCAACCCCGACGGGCCGCUGGGUGCUGCGGCGGCAGGAGGUGCUGGGGGCGGCUGGGGGCGCCCGGGGCCUCCUCCGGCAGUGCCGCCUCGCGCGCACACCCGCUUGGACCCCCGUACCCCUUAUCGCCCUCCCGUUGCAGCCGUCGGGGCGGCUCCGGCAGCCGGGGCGGGGGCUCCGGGGGCCGCAGCCUCUUCGGGUAAUGGUACUCGGAGCAGCACCGGGGGCGGCGGCGGGGACAAGAGACAGUUGGUGUACGUGUUCACCACGUGGCGCUCAGGCUCGUCCUUCUUCGGCGAGCUUUUCAACCAGAACCCCGAGGUAUUCUUCCUUUAUGAACCAGUGUGGCACGUGUGGCAAAAACUGUAUCCAGGGGACGCCGUUUCCCUGCAAGGGGCGGCACGGGACAUGCUGAGCGCUCUCUAUCGCUGCGACCUCUCGGUCUUCCAGCUGUACAGUCCCGCUGGCAGCGGGGGGCGCAACCUCACCACUCUGGGCAUUUUUGGAGCAGCCACCAACAAGGUAGUGUGCUCUUCGCCGCUUUGCCCCGCCUACCGCAAGGAGGUCGUGGGACUGGUGGACGAUCGCGUGUGCAAGAAGUGCCCACCGCAGCGCCUGGCGCGCUUCGAAGAGGAGUGCCGAAAGUACCGCACGCUGGUCAUCAAGGGCGUGCGCGUUUUUGAUGUGGCCGUGUUGGCGCCACUGCUGCGCGACCCCACCCUGGACCUCAAGGUCAUCCACCUGGUGCGUGAUCCCCGGGCUGUUGCCAGUUCACGGAUCCGUUCGCGCCAUGGACUCAUCCGUGAAAGCCUGCAGGUGGUGCGCAGCCGGGACCCGCGAGCCCACCGCAUGCCCUUCUUAGAAGCCGCUGGCCACAAGCUGGGCGCCAAGAAGGAGGGCAUAGGAGGGCCAGCCGACUACCACGCCCUUGGCGCCAUGGAGGUCAUCUGCAACAGCAUGGCCAAGACGCUGCAGACUGCCCUACAGCCUCCUGACUGGCUGCAAGGCCACUACCUGGUGGUGCGGUACGAGGACCUGGUGGGAGACCCCGUCAAGACCCUAAAGAGGGUGUACGACUUUGUGGGGUUGCUGGUGAGUCCUGAAAUGGAGCAGUUUGCCCUCAACAUGACCAGUGGCUCGGGCUCCUCCUCCAAGCCUUUCGUGGUGUCCGCACGCAACGCCACGCAGGCCGCCAACGCCUGGCGGACCGCCCUCACCUUCCAGCAGAUCAAACAGGUGGAGGAGUUUUGCUACCAGCCCAUGGCCGUGCUGGGGUACGAGCGGGUCAAUAGCCCUGAGGAGGUCAAAGACCUCAGCAAGACCCUGCUCCGGAAACCCCGGCUCUGAGCGUGGUUCCUGGGAGACCUGACUUCCCGUAGAGACACCCACAGGAGGAUUGUGGUGUGUUUCAACAAAAACAGACCAGAUCCAAACUGAGGAAGCCCACAUACUCUAUUAUAGAUACAUAAUAUAAAUAACCACACAGGCACUUGCUGUCAAUGUUUUGAAUCAUUGAAUUCAAGGAACAGCCACAAUACACAUCUCAGAAAAGGCAAGACUUGAAAGUUCUGACCAGCUGCCCCUAUUUUUCUCUCCUCUCUUCUCUCCUCUGCUUUUUCUCCUUUGCCUUUUCUCCCAUUGCCUCCCCUCUCCUCUACCUGACUUCCAUUUGGAAGUGAGAUGUUGAUUAAAUCAAGAUCCAGUAACCCAAAUCUUGUUUACAAAAUUUUCGUGGUAUCUGUGAACAUGUGAAAGAAUCCUUUGGAUGUUGGGGGGGUGGGGUGGGGUGGAGAAAGGGGAAAGUGGUCCAGGAGCUAAAAGCCCCACUGGGCAUGCUAAAUCAUGGAGGCAUUCUUCUAAAGUAGGCUUUUGUGUAAAAAGCAAAGGUUAUAUGUGAGUAUUAAUAAAGAUAAUAAAUAAUAUUCUUUUUUA